AUGGCUGAAAAGAACGAUAGAUCUCCCCUGCACACGGCUGCGCGCGAGCGUAAAGUCGCCAUCGCGGACGGCUUGCUCAAGACAAACCCAAAGCUAUCACAGAAGAAGGAUGAUGAUGGUCGUUAUGCGAUUCAUUGGGCGGCCUCGUCCAACUGCUUGGAUAUCGUCGUCAUGCUCGCCAAUCAGUCGUCCUUUGAUCCGGACGUGCAGGACGGGAGCGGCUGGACGCCGCUUAUGAUUGCCGCCAGCGUUCCCGAGAGCGACGACGUCAUCAAGGUGCUCCUCAAAGCCGGCGCCGAUGUCAAUGAGAAGAGUGCACCCCCCCUCCCCUUCAUCCAAGCUUCGCCUACCUCAUCUAACCUGGCUCCCACAGACAACGGCGGGCAGACCGCGCUGCACCUCGUCGCCUCCAAGCAGAACCUCGACACGGCGCGACUCCUACUCGAGCACAAGGCCUCGACGCGCGUCCGCGACCGCCGCGGACAGUACCCGCUGCACCGCGCCGCCGCCGUCGGCUCCGCGCCCAUGUGCCGCCUGCUUCUCGGUAAGCUCAGCCCGACCAACCCGCAGGACGUCGAGGGCUACACGCCGCUGCACCACGCGGUCGCCGAGGGCCACGGCGACGCCGCCGUCGCGCUGCUCAAGGAGGGCGCGGACCCGACGGCGGAGAACGCGCAGGGCGAGCGCCCGCUGGACUUGGCGCCGGACAAGGAGAUGCGCACGUAUAUACUGCGUGGCGCGGAACGCGAGGGCAUCGACCUGGAGGGACAGUGA
Molecule: messenger RNA, 774 nt
Organism: Cordyceps fumosorosea ARSEF 2679
Lineage: Eukaryota; Fungi; Ascomycota; Sordariomycetes; Hypocreales; Cordycipitaceae
Product: Ankyrin repeat-containing domain protein
Exons: 4
Coding region: 1-774 (257 amino acids)
Molecular function (GO): protein binding
Source: RefSeq, a predicted model, not a curated record